CAACUUCCUGGUCCGGGAAAUCUGACAUUAUCGCGAUAGAUAGACAGCAGCCCAGCGGCAGCGGCCUGACGUUGGAAUGUGAAACUAUAAGUUGUUUUGUCAAAACAAAUUAUUGACAAAUCUUGGCGUAACAUUGCAGAAACAUCACAGCUCUCCACAGGACUCAGCUAUGGUCCGAGACAUGAAGGAGACUCCUAACACAUGGAGAUGAGCGGAGAUCGGUUGUUUCAGCGUUUGCAGCUCUGGGCUCGUUGACUCUCUGUGCUGGCUCAGGAUGGCGCAGGGAGGCUCUCAGCUGGACUACCACAUCCUGCAGGACCUCAAGCAGCGUUUCCCAGAGAUCCCAGAGGGGGUAGUGUCACAGUGCCUGCUGCAGAACAACAAUAACCUGGAUCUUUGCUGCCACCUGCUGGCUCAGGAGAGUAACAGAUACCUGUAUGGAGAGUUCCAUCACAGUCCAGAUGAGGGCCUACUGAAUCGAAAUCACAUGCUGCACAUUAGCCCUGGAUACCCGGGCUCAGAUGCAAGCAACACAAAUGGAGGGGCAGCAGGAGUAGGGCGCUCUCUUGUGCACAGCACCAGUGACAGUCACAUCGAACCGCAGCGACCCAGCUACCCUGAGCCACUGUCAGCCCCCGCCACUAUGGCCCCUUCCCCAGGAUACAAUCCCUUCUUCAUGAACGAUCAAAGCCGUUCGGCUAGCACUCCCACUCCUCCGCCCACAAUGCAGGGCAUGUCUCCCACAUACACCCCUGUCCCACGCUACACUAUGAACCCGAUAACAGUCACAAUUCCUCAAAGUAUACCCAAUAUCCCACAGGCCCUGCAGAUCCCCCCUGGGCACUAUUGUAACAACAACAAUGCCACCCUGUAUAUCCGACCCUCACCCUCCCAGAGCCCACAGCCGGCCCCCUGGUCCUCGUCGGGGGCGCCAGUGUAUCAGCAUCAGCAGUCUCCCUAUAGUACUCCCACAUACGGCUCACCUUACAGCUCCCCUCAGCAUCAAGUCCAGCCCCAACAACAGCCCCAUCCGCAACCCCAGCACCAGCAAUAUGUCUUCCUCCCCAUUAGCUCCCCAACCGUUCCCAGCAUGCCCUUUCAUCACCAGCAACAUUCCCAGCAACAGCAAGCGGUAUAUAGGCCCUACCACACAAAAACCCCCCUCAAGAACCAGAUAGAGAUUACCAUGGAGGGGCCGCGACCUCGCAGCAACUCACCUGUGCACACCCCCCACCCCCAGGGAGCACAUUACAUGGCCACCAGCCCCUCGCCCAGCUCCCCUUCAAGGGGCAUCACUAUGAUUGGACCUUCAGGCCAAGCAGCCUUCCAUCCUGGGAUGUACCUACAGCAUCAAGGCCCUGCAAGACCCCGGCCUGCCUCCUCUCCUCAGCCAGGCCAGUCUGCAUACACCUUCAAAAUCCAAGUGUCCCCAGGGGGCCAGCCCCAGAGGCCGCUCAGCUCGCCUCCUGUUGCCGAAGCAGAGUCUCUUCUCAACAUAGUAGACCAAGGGGAGCACAACGCUGCCCCUGCACCCAUCCUGCCCAUCUCCGCUCUGCCAGGCAACAUAGUCAGUCAGUUUCAGCACAUGCCCCGACGUUCAAGCUCAGGCUCCGAUGACUAUGCCUACACACAAGCUCUCCUCCUCCACCAACGUGCCAGGAUGGAGCGUCUAAUGAAGGAGCUGCUCAUGGAGAAGCAGAAACUAGAAAACCUGAAGGCCGAUGUCAACAACAUGGAAUAUGACACGCUUCAAAGGCGCUUUCGAAGAGUCAACUCCACCAGUCUUAUACCCAGACCUGAAGAGAUGACUCGGUUGCGGAGUCUGAACAGAAAACUUCAGAUUGAUAUCGACUGUUCCCUGAAGGAGACGGAUCUACUGCAGUCUAGAGAAAAGUUUGAUCCAAAAGCAAUGAACAACUUUUAUGACCACAUUCAGCCCGGUCCUAUUGUGCCGCCCAAACCUGGAAAGAAAGGAGAGCCGGGCCCAAAGCCGGUGCCGGUGCCGGGGCCCCAGAGGGACGAGGACUUCGAAGGAGCCCAUUGGAACUGUGAAAGCUGCACCUUUCUCAACCACCCCGCCCUCAACCGCUGUGAACAGUGCGAGAUGCCGCGCUACACCUGAGCUUAGCGCUGUACUGCCCACCCCCGCCCUAUCCCCUGCCGAACAUUGGAUAGUAUAUCCCCACCCCUCUGUCUAGAGGUCUUUCCCUGUCAAUCAAUAUACAAGCCCCUCUUACCUGCUGAGGAAGAGCCACUUUCCCUCUGUGCCCACUUGUCCUGCUCUCAUCUACUACUCCUGUGCACUUUGACCCUUUAUUUCCAUUGGAGGAUGAUGAUUCUUAUUCAGGGCAGUUGGAGCCUCUUAUCAUGGAAAAUGUGUAAAAAGAGGGACUGGAACGCAGCAACUCCGGCAGUUUGUGGGUCGGGGCUUCGGAAAGGUCAAAGGGAAUGAGGGUUGAGAAGGAGGAGCCAGCGGUUUACAUAGAGAACAUUCCAUGCAGAAAGAGUGACUGCCCCGUUUACACAACUGCGUCCAUUCCUGAACUCAACAUGGAGGCACUUCCACUUUAAUCUAGGACUCUGACAGUGGAACAAUGAAAGCAAUGCUAUACACAUUCUGAGUAAUGCGAAAUGUAGACUGUACACUGUAUCCGGCUCUGUAUUAGAGCUAAUUUCACUGAAAGAAGAACACUAAAGACAUUUGCAUAAAAGUAUGUCCCUGGUACUUCUAUGCAUAUUAUGCCACCCUGUAUUACGUGUUCAGAAGAUGUUGAUUUCCUGUGCAAAUGCCUCAACUUGCUGUACUUAAUAAAGGAGCUGAUUCUAUGUGACUUGACCAUGCACAGCUGGCAUGUCGGCAUAGUUUUUUUUAAUAAUU
Molecule: messenger RNA, 2878 nt
Organism: Gymnodraco acuticeps
Lineage: Eukaryota; Metazoa; Chordata; Actinopteri; Perciformes; Bathydraconidae
Gene: tab3
Product: TGF-beta activated kinase 1 (MAP3K7) binding protein 3
Cellular component (GO): extracellular exosome
Molecular function (GO): ubiquitin binding
Source: RefSeq, a predicted model, not a curated record